AUGGAACAAAAUAAUGGCAGUGGAGUGACUGAAUUCAUCCUCCUGGGACUUGCUGGUCAGCACAGGUCCUGGCACAUCCUCUUCACAGCCUUUCUCAUCAUCUACGUGGCCACCCUGGUGGGCAAAGCUGGGAUGAUCCUGCUCAUCAAGGCUGACCCCGCCCUUCACACGCCUAUGUACUUUUUCCUCCAACACCUGGCUUUCGUGGACCUCUGUUACUCCUCUGCCAUCACUCCCAAGAUGCUGCAGAACUUCGUGAGCAGGGACCAGUCCAUCUCCUUCACUGGAUGCUUGGUGCAGUUAUUGGCCUACGGGAUUUUCAUUACCAGUGACAGCUUCAUCCUGGCACCCAUGGCUGUGGACCGCUAUGUGGCCAUCUGCAAACCUCUGCGCUACCCAGUAAUCAUGUCCCAUAGAGUCUGCAUUCAGCUGCUGCUUGGUUCAUACUUCAUGGGCUUCCUAAAUGCUUCUGUAAAUGCAGGUCUGACUUUCUCCUUGGACUUUUGCAAAUCCAAUGUAAUUAAUCACUUUUUCUGUGAUAUACCUCCGAUUCUUGCUCUAUCAUGCUCCAGCAUUGACUUCAGUAUUAUGGUCCUGACUGUCUUUGUAGGAUUAAACUUGACACUCAUUGUGUCUGUCGUCAUGUUUUCCUACAUGUGGAUCCUGGCUGCCAUCCUCAGGAUGUCUUCGGCCGCAGGAAGGAGAAAAGCCUUCUCCACAUGCACCUCACACUUGACGACGGUCACCAUCUUCAUUGGGACUCUGGCUUACAUAUAUGUAUUCCAUGAGACCAAUAGGUCCCAAGAGCAGGAAAAAGUGGCUUCUUUGUUCUAUGGAAUUAUGAUUCCCAUGUUAAACCCUCUCAUCUACAGCCUGAGAAACCAAGAUGUGAUCGCAGCCAUGAGACACAUGGGAACCAAGUGUUUCUCAGCAUGA
Cavia porcellus (domestic guinea pig) is the source of this 936-nucleotide messenger RNA. RefSeq names its product putative olfactory receptor 5AK3. Gene Ontology annotation, molecular function: odorant binding; olfactory receptor activity; G protein-coupled receptor activity. Lineage: Eukaryota; Metazoa; Chordata; Mammalia; Rodentia; Caviidae. The transcript has a single exon. Gene Ontology annotation, cellular component: membrane. The coding region runs from base 1 to 936 and encodes 311 amino acids. The record is from RefSeq and is a predicted model, not a curated record. Gene Ontology annotation, biological process: sensory perception of smell; G protein-coupled receptor signaling pathway.